AUGUCCAACAGCAGCUCCAUCACCCAGUUCCUCCUCCUGGCAUUCGCAGACACGCGGGAGCUGCAGCUCUUGCACUUCUGCCUCUUCCUGGGCAUCUACCUGGCUGCCCUCCUGGGCAAUGGCCUCAUCAUCACCGCCAUAGCCUGCGACCACCACCUCCACAGCCCCAUGUACUUCUUCCUCCUCAACCUUUCCUUCAUCGACCUGGGCUUCGUCUCCACCACUCUCCCCAAAGCCAUGGCCAAUUCCCUCUGGGACACCAGGGCCAUCUCCUAUGCAGGAUGUGCUGCCCAAGUCUUUUUUGUUUUAUUUUUGAUGUCAGCAGAAUUUUUUCUUCUCACUGUCAUGGCCUUCGACCGCUACAUUGCCAUCUGCAAACCCCUGCACUAUGGGAGCCCCCUGGGCAGCAGAGCUUCUCUGGAUCCAGUGAUGGCAAUGCUGUACUCGGUGGUGACCCCAGCCUUGAACCCCCUCAUCUACAGCAUGAGGAACCGGGACCUCAAGGAUGCCAUGAAGAAAGUGAUUUUAGGGAUGUUUCCCAUAUGUCUGCUGGGCACUGUCUGCGGGGCAAUGAGCUGA
Molecule: messenger RNA, 579 nt
Organism: Gavia stellata (red-throated loon)
Lineage: Eukaryota; Metazoa; Chordata; Aves; Gaviiformes; Gaviidae
Product: olfactory receptor 1F1-like
Exons: 3
Coding region: 1-579 (192 amino acids)
Biological process (GO): G protein-coupled receptor signaling pathway
Cellular component (GO): membrane
Molecular function (GO): G protein-coupled receptor activity
Source: RefSeq, a predicted model, not a curated record